GGCAUCUGAAGCAAUAAUGAUUUGUUAUACUUUACUGAAUGAUUAGACUUUUAAAAAUCACAACAUCAAGAACAGCUGGUGGAAAACAGUCGAGGCAACAGGUUUAUAAUUGUUUAUAAGCAAGAAACCUGUAUCUUUCCUGUUUGCACAGGGUUGCCAAGUCUUCAGCUCAAAGACCAAAUAUGGAAGGGUCAGAAUUUGAUGCCAACAUCAUGAACCUGCCAAACAACCUACCUUGUUUCAACAGUCACAACUUAAUUAUUUUUUUAUUAUUAUUCUUUUUUAACAUAAUGAUUAAUAUAAUUGAUCUAAUGAAUACCAAAAAUCUAACCAAUACAUUGAAUCAUAUUAUUCAAAAUAACAACUAACUAACUAACUAACUAACUAACGAAAGAAAGAAAGAAAGAAAGAAAGAAACAAACAAACAAACAAACAAACAAACAAAUCAGACGGACCUGGCAACACUGGAAUGUCUUCAAUAGUCUCCUAUCGUUUGUAUUCCCGAAGGCGUUGCUGUUCGCCCUCCAACCUCUACAGGGCAGAGAAGAGCAGCGGCACUGAGGGGUCUCUCCCACGAACAACAACGCGGAAGUUCGUGUAUUUUGACCAUAGUGAAGCAGACAUGACUUCUAAUGGAGGCUCUGUGGACGGUCUUCUGUCUUAUGAAACACUUGUGCACGCUGUAGCCGGCGCGAUGGGCAGUGUGACAGCAAUGACCGUGUUCUUCCCUCUGGACACAGCCAGAAUUCGAUUGCAGGUGGACGAGAGCCGAAAGUCAAACUCCACUCCUGUGAUUCUGGCUGAGAUUGCAAAAGAGGAGGGCGUAAUGUCUCUCUAUCGUGGCUGGUUUCCUGUAAUCUCUAGUCUGUGCUGUUCCAACUUUGUCUACUUCUACACAUUCAAUUCCCUGAAGCGGAUGAUGGUCCUGGAAAAAGGGCAGUCCAGGCCUGGCAGAGAUCUUGUCAUGGGCUUCAUCGCAGGGACUGUGAACGUGCUCCUGACUACACCCAUGUGGGUGGUGAACACUCGGCUGAAGCUACAGGGAGCGAAAUUCCGGAACGAAGACCUCCAGCAGACACACUACAGGGGCAUUUUUGACACUUUCUCUCAGAUCAUAGCUGACGAGGGAAUCGGGGCACUGUGGAACGGCACGCUCCCGUCCCUGCUGCUGGUCUUCAACCCUGCAGUGCAGUUCAUGUUCUAUGAGGCCAUGAAGAGGAGGGCAGGCCAAAAUGGACAGAAGAUUUCAUCCCUUCAGAUCUUCAUCAUCGGAGCCAUCGCCAAGGCUAUCGCAACGACGGCCACUUAUCCACUGCAGACUAUUCAGUCCAUUCUUAGGUUUGGCCAACACAAAUCACAAGAGAAAGGAGGUUUACUGGGCAGCAUACGCAAUCUGGUGAAAUUACUAAUGGACAGAAUCAAGCGCAAUGGAGUGCUCAGCCUGUACAAAGGUCUGGAGGCGAAGCUUCUUCAGACGGUGCUGACAGCAGCUCUCAUGUUCAUGGUUUAUGAGAAGAUCACUUCUGUUACCUUCAAACUGAUGGGCCUCAAUAAGAAGCUGAAGCAUUAACGACAGUUACGCCUUACAACUAACUAGAGUUAGCCUGCUUCCAUUACUACCUUUAAACUACCUUUCUAAACUCUGUAAUGCCAGAUCUUAACCGUCAUCCCUUCACCAGAACAGGGGCUCAAUAAUCAAAGAUCAUCUCAAAUGUCUAUAAUUUUGGAUACCUUUGUCUCAUUCCAUUUACUGUCAGAUUUUAGAAAUUAUCUAAAAAAAAAAAAAAAAACCACCUUUUAGUGUAAUUCUUAAUUCUGUACAGUGAAGACUGUAUGGAUUUAUGAAUUUAAAAUUUUUUUAGAAAUAUAAUUAGUGGCAAUAAAAUUUCCGGACUCUUAGACACCGAGUUAUUUCGCUGCACAAGUAGUUUUUGGCCUAAGAUUUCAUCAGUAAUCGUACACACGGGCCCCAAUAGGUAACCAUGCUAUUAUUUUUCUCUCAUUGCCAUGCAUACUUUUUUUUAAAAAGGAUUAAAACUUUGUCUUUCGGAAUUUUUACUGGAAUCGUCUAGGAAAGUGAUACGUAAUGCUGGCUCCAUAUGCAAUAACAGGAAAUUUGGGAAAUUCUAGUUGGGCAAUUAAUGUCUUACUUUACUUUACCUUACUGUGUUUUAUUCUCUUUAAACAGUCAGAUAUGUAUUUGCAAUAGUUCAACUAUUCUUAAUUUUUUUUUUAGCUGUAUGUGAAAAAAAUAACUGCAUUGAUGAGUCAGAUAGUGAUUCAUGUGUCUGUAUCAUUCAGUUCUUACUCAAAUGUGAGAGGUUACAUCUCCAUCUGUAAGGUGGACAUUUGUUAUUACCUGCACUGAUUGAUGGUUUUUGUGUGUGUGUGUUAUUUACUUUUUUGUGGGCUAGAGAAGAAAACCUGAAAUACUUUCAGCUACACAUUUAGCCUUUUUUUUGUCCAUCAGCACAUUAAUUAGGUAAAGAGUUUAUUAAGAAUUCAAAUUACUGUGCAAAUGUAUGCAAAACUUCACCUAAAAUAAUCCUUGAGGUAAAUUUUAUUCAAGUUAUUUAGUACUUUAUCGGUGGACGUGUACUUUAUGAAUUCCAGUGGUCAGUGUAACAGAAUAAUAACUACCUCUAAUGCUGUAGCUUUGAUUAUUUAUAAACCUCUUACUUAUACAAGGAUUUUAUUUUAUUAUUAAAGAAUCUUAUAAAUAUAUGUGCAAUGAUGACUGAUAUUCGGUAUAGAAUUUAGCUGAAAUCACACUGUUAAUUGACUAUAAUUAUUUGGACUUGUUGCACUUAUUACUUAUACUUCAUACUUAUUAUAUAACAGUCUCACUUUGUUAACACUGUGUCCAGAUGGUGUGCUGGAGUUGGGACAAUGUGGACUUGUUUACACUAUAAAUGAAAAAGUCAUGUAAUUAUUCCCUAUAUGUGCAUUUUUUUUGCUAAUUAAAAAGCUGGUCAUGAUGAAA
Messenger RNA from Tachysurus vachellii, 2983 nucleotides. It is a transcript of the gene slc25a17l, whose product is annotated as solute carrier family 25 member 17-like. Gene Ontology annotation, cellular component: peroxisomal membrane. Gene Ontology annotation, molecular function: NAD transmembrane transporter activity; ADP transmembrane transporter activity; FMN transmembrane transporter activity. The transcript is spliced from 9 exons. The coding region runs from base 470 to 1570 and encodes 366 amino acids. Lineage: Eukaryota; Metazoa; Chordata; Actinopteri; Siluriformes; Bagridae. The record is from RefSeq and is a predicted model, not a curated record.